This is a messenger RNA of Eurytemora carolleeae, 943 nucleotides long. RefSeq lists its product as uncharacterized. The record is from RefSeq and is a predicted model, not a curated record. NCBI's taxonomy places the organism in Eukaryota, Metazoa, Arthropoda, Copepoda, Calanoida, Temoridae. The transcript is spliced from 14 exons. The coding region runs from base 36 to 725 and encodes 229 amino acids.
GAAAUAGAUAUCACCAGUAUCAUCACAACCAGGGAAUGCUUCAAACCUUCCUCUGGGUUUUCCCUUUAGGUUUGAUAUGCGCUGUAUCUAGUAGAGAAACUAUACCUUCUUGGGUAUCUCGUCACAGAAUGUCUCCACGCGUCCAAGCUAGGGAUGUGCUAUCUGGUGGUGUAGGAUACCCUUACGAGGGCACCAUACUUCGUCAAUUACGCUCUGAACCCUGGGAACAAAAAGAUACUCAAUCCUUUUCAUCGUCUCCUCUUCACAAGAAAGGAUUUUUGCAUGACGGUCUAAUUCUCAGACAACUGAGAUCAGUUCCAAACUCUUAUAAAGCAGGUUAUCUGCAUGAUGGAUUGAUUUUGAGACAGCUGAGAUCUGGUUUACCUGCCAAAGGAUAUCUUUCUGAUGGUUUGAUGUUGAGACAGCUUCGAUCUGGGGUAUCUCCAAAAGAUAAUCUUCAUGACGGGUUGAUUUUGAGACAACUUCGAUCAGCGGUUUCUCCAAAAGGUAAUCUUCAUGACGGUUUGAUUUUGAGACAACUUCGAUCAGGGCUCUCUCCAAAAGGUUAUCUUCAUGACGGUUUGAUUCUCAGACAGCUCAGAUCAGUAACACCAGCUAAUAAAGGAUAUAGACAAGACAAUCUAAUAAUGAGGCAGUUAAGAUCUAUGGUAUCUAAUUAUGAAAGAGGAUCAUUACAUGAUGGGAUAAUUUUGAGACAACUUUAGUCGACUGAACCAUCGUAUCCAGAUACACAAGAGGAAUCAGAGGGAACUGCACAUUACCAAGAACUUCACUAGAUUAUCACAUAUAAAAAAUUAUAAUAUUGCUUAAUUUAUAUCUUUUAAAUUCCUGAAUACUGAUAGUUUUAAUGUACAAGUAGCGUUUCAAUAAUUUUCCGUGAAUAAUUGUAAAUUUAUUAAUGUAAAUAAAAAAUAUGUUUUUU